AUGAAGAAUCAUGAUCAAGUAGUCGAGGAACAACUACAACAUGAUGCUUGGUGGAAAUUGCAUUUGCUUAAGGAGGCUCGUCAGCGCUUCUUGAGCUUUGGAUCCCUCGCUUUGAGAGAAUCUAUCAUCGCUGUGGUCAAGGACAUGGACCGCGACGACUGGGAACCAAAUACGGUUAGGGAGAUAGGACACCAGAAGCAGAAGAUGAUGUGGCUAGGACGCUUAUUUUUCUCGGUUUUAUUUCGCCACGGAAAGGCGGAGCUAGAAAGCGAAAGCUUUAAGCCCUUUGCGUUUCCUGGAGUGGAAGGGUUGUACGAGCACUUUUGGACCGACAUGUCUAGUGCUGUGGAAGAAAUCAAGAGGAGGAGCACUCUGACGGAGCAGGAGGCUCAUCUUCUUGAACAACAACAACAGGCUCUUUUUGAACGAGAAGAAGUAGAUCAUAUGAUGACCGUUUUGCCUUUCUGGCUGAGUAAUUAUUUUAGGGAUCCAGAAGGCAACAACGUCGGCCCUCUUCUCGAGUGGCCAGUAGAG
Molecule: messenger RNA, 534 nt
Organism: Amoebophrya sp. A25
Lineage: Eukaryota; Dinophyceae; Syndiniales; Amoebophryaceae
Source: the annotation of a GenBank genome assembly